Messenger RNA from Biomphalaria glabrata, 1113 nucleotides. RefSeq lists its product as uncharacterized. The transcript is spliced from 8 exons. Lineage: Eukaryota; Metazoa; Mollusca; Gastropoda; Planorbidae. Bases 16 to 1113 code for a protein of 365 amino acids. The record is from RefSeq and is a predicted model, not a curated record.
AAGCCUACGGUCAACAUGGGCAAACAGUUUAACAUCAUUGUGCCUCACAUUUCGGAGACUUUUGACCGGACCAAAGCCCUGCCAAGGCUAGAAUUUCAUUUUUAUGGUCAUAUGCAUUCGUACAAAAAUCUGAUUCUUCUGUCGUCAUCUCAAAUGAGGUUCAGACCCUACCAGCCGACAAGAGCAGUGAUGCGUAACGUGGUGCUCCAGGACGGGAGCCUGCAAACAGUUAUCGUCUCUUGUGUACACAACGACAUAUGCAACCAACAGCUGACAGAAGGCAGGACGUGGCUGUUUCAAGCUGUGGGCAGCCACCAGUUUGGAAUGUACGUACACUUCUUUGUCUCCGAGUCUUCUUCAGCCACUUUCACGCCCCUUCCAGUUGAAGCCCUGGGCCAAAAGUAUUUCGCUGUGACGCUAAAAAGUGAAUAUUUCAUUGGAAUAGUGGCAGCCGACUAUGACGUCAAUGUAAUUAUUACCUUCAACUUUCAAGAUAACAAUAAGGUCAUUGAGCACGAUGGCAUCAUUUAUCGCAACUAUGAUAUUGCUACAGUAACUGUUAUAAAACAUGAAGGCUACAUUAUAUCAGCCUGCAAAGAUUCAAAUUUUGAUGGCUAUCUUACAGGUACAUCGUUGGAAGGCAACCAUCCUUUCGGUGUUAUCACUGGCAGCUGCAGCAGCGGCACAUUGACCAAUCCUUGUGACGGCAGCGCUGAAAGUGUUAUGGGUGAAAAAGACAUGGCUGCUGAAAUGCUGAUGCCAAGCGAGACUUUCGGCAGAGACUUUAUAGUUUUCCCGCUGCUGGGCCGACAAGUUCCUGGCUACUUUUGGAUCACUGCCUCCAAAGAUGACACCUUUGUCAGCAUGAAGCAACGCCAUAAUAACGAGUUCCAAACUCCCAUCUAUAUGUGUCAAAGCCAAACUGUCAAUUUUACUCUGACCUACACCUACAUCUUAAGUAACAAAGGAAUCCAAGUGGUUGUGGUUCAAAGGUCAGCAUGCCUGGCUACAGAUGGCGUCGAACCGGAACUAGGAGACCCUUCUCUGUCAAUCAUUGUACCACUUGCUCUGGGUUAUCACACUUACUCUUGGAGGCAAGUCUUAAGUAUCUAG